AUGCAGCUCACCACCGUUGUCAUCUAUGCAGCUGCUUUGGCCAGCACCGCCCUGGCAAUGCCUCACCUCGCCGGGCCUUACCAUGGCACCCACAUCCCCUAUCGCCUCCCAACCAAUGCUACUACCGCUCAAAAUGCCACUACUACAGGCACUGGUGCCAAAGCACCCCUCACGACUGGAUCGGCUAAGAACGCAACUACGAAUCAUGGCCCUGUAGUUCACCACGCAAUGAACCACGUCAAUGUCAACCAUUGCCACGAACUCUGUUCCUUGCAGUCGCAAACUUGCUCACUUGCUGUACCCGAUGAUGAUAAGUUCUGUUGGUCGGUCUACCAGCGGUGCAACGAGAAGUGCCAUGUCGAAAACUUCCGCAGGAUUUGA
Messenger RNA from Penicillium brevicompactum, 381 nucleotides. RefSeq lists its product as uncharacterized. The record is from RefSeq and is a predicted model, not a curated record. Bases 1 to 381 code for a protein of 126 amino acids. NCBI's taxonomy places the organism in Eukaryota, Fungi, Ascomycota, Eurotiomycetes, Eurotiales, Aspergillaceae. The transcript is spliced from 2 exons.